Messenger RNA from Miscanthus lutarioriparius, 513 nucleotides. The record is from the annotation of a GenBank genome assembly. Lineage: Eukaryota; Viridiplantae; Streptophyta; Magnoliopsida; Poales; Poaceae.
AUGGCAGGAAUCCGCGCCCUGCUCCUCCUCGUCGCGGCCCUCUUAGCCACACCGCCGGCGGCCGUGAACGCGGCCACGCUGGCGGAGAUCUGCAAGGGGACCGCGUUCCCCGACAUCUGCACCAGCACGGUGGGCCCGGAGGCGGCGAGCAACCCGGUGCUGGACCCGAUGGCGGUGCUGCGGAUGCAGGUGGACGCGUUCAACCAGCGCACCGAGGCGGCGCGGGCGCACGUCAAGGAGGCGGCCCUGACGGCGUCCCCGAAGGCGCGGACGGUGCUGGACCUGUGCAACAACCUGUACCUGGACGUGGAGGACAACCUGGGAGCCUGCCGCCGCGCCAUCGGCUUCAAGGACGCCGUCACCAUCCGCGCCACCAUGGGCAUGGCGGCGCAGGACAUGCAAAACUGCGACGAGCAGUUCAGGCAGAUCGGCGAGCCCAACCCCAUGGAGCAGUUCGACGCGUCGCUCGUCGAGAUGUCCGAGAACUGCCGCUCGCUCUCCAACAUGAUCUGA